CGUCCACUCGCUGUUCCUGCGUACGGUCGAGGUACGGCUGCUUCUUCACCGACUUGGAGGGGAACCUUCUGACUCGGCAUGAUCCUGGGUGAUACCGGGUGUGUAGGGUGAACGAUGGGCUCUGUGCUGACGGCGAUCGGCGUGAACAAGAAGAAAGUCAAAGUACAGGAGGAGAGACACUUACGAGCGAAUGACCGAGAGUUUAAUCUGUCCUUCCGCUAUGCUAACAACGCCAUCAAGACCUCGAAGUACAACGUCUUCACCUUCCUGCCGCUCAACCUGUUCGAACAGUUCCAGCGACUGGCUAACGCUUACUUCGUCUUCCUGCUCAUCCUGCAGUUGAUUCCGGCGAUCUCGUCUCUGUCCUGGUUCACCACGGUGGUUCCUCUGCUCCUGGUGCUCUGCAUAACUCUCGCCAAAGACGGUUCAGACGACAUCAACAGACACAGAAAUGACCGACAGGUGAAUAACAGGAAGGUGGACGUGCUGAUUGAUGGACAGUUGAGGACGGAGAAAUGGAUGAACGUUCAAGUGGGCGACAUCAUCAAGCUGGAGAAUAACCAGUUUGUCACGGCUGAUCUACUGUUACUGUCCAGCAGUGAACCGCUCAACCUCAUCUACAUAGAGACCGCAGAGCUGGACGGUGAGACUAAUCUGAAGGUGAAACAGGCUCUGACAGUAACGGGUGAUUUGGGUGGAGACAUUAAUAAACUGGCAGCUUUUAAUGGCGAGGUGCACUGUGAGGCUCCCAACAACCGUCUGGAUAAGUUUACAGGGACGCUGGCGGUGCGAGGGCAAACGUACGCUCUGGAUAACGAGAGGAUCCUGCUGCGAGGAUGUACGCUGCGGAACACCGACUGGUGCUUUGGCCUCGUCCUGUUUGGAGGUCCGGAUACCAAGCUGAUGCAGAAUUCUGGGAAGUCGGUAUUCAAGCGUACGAGUAUCGAUCACCUGAUGAACUUGCUGGUGAUUAUCAUCUUCGGCUUGCUCCUGUGCAUGUGCACGGCUCUGGCCAUCGGGAACUCGGUCUGGGAGCAUCAGGAGGGCGAGCCGUUCAUCGCCUUCCUACCUCGGCAGGACGGUGCCGACGCCAACCUCUCCAGCUUCCUGUCCUUCUGGUCCUACGUCAUCAUUCUCAACACGGUGGUGCCCAUCUCGCUCUACGUCAGUGUGGAGAUCCUCCGGCUGGGGAACAGCUACUUUAUAGACUGGGACAGAAAGAUGUACCACGCCAAGAGUGACACUCCGGCUCAGGCCAGAACCACCACGCUGAAUGAAGAGCUGGGUCAGAUCAAAUACAUCUUCUCCGACAAGACGGGAACCCUAACGCAGAACAUCAUGACCUUCAACAGGUGCUCCAUCAACAGCAAGUCAUACGGUGAAGUUGUUGACUUUUCUGGGCAGAGGGUUGAAAUAACCGAGAAAACAGACAAGGUGGACUUCUCGUGGAACCUGUUGGCAGAUCCGAAGUUCUCCUUCCACGAUCAUGCUCUGGUGGAAGCAGUGAAGCUCGGAAAUCCAGAAGCUCAGGCUUUUUUCCGUCUGCUGGCGCUGUGCCACACUGUCAUGCCAGAGGAGAAGACCGAGGGUGAGCUGUUCUACCAGGCUCAGUCUCCGGAUGAGGGAGCUCUGGUCACCGCGGCGCGAAACUUGGGCUACGUGUUUCGUUCCCGAACCCCGGAGACCAUCUCUGUGGUCGAGAUGGGGGUCCACACCACCUACGAGCUGCUGGCCGUACUGGACUUCAACAACGUCCGCAAGAGGAUGUCGGUCAUCGUGAGGAGUCCCGAGGGCCGACUGACUCUGUACUGUAAGGGUGCCGACACCAUCGUCUACGAGAGGCUCCAUCCGUCCUGCUCCAAACUUAUGGAGGCCACAACCCAACACCUCAACGAAUUCGCCGGUGAAGGUUUGCGCACUCUAGUUUUAGCCUAUAAGGACCUGAAUGAAUCUGACUUUGCGUUAUGGAGAAAGCGCCACCAUGAGGCCAGCACUGCCAUGGACGAUCGUGAGGAGAAACUGGACGCCAUCUACGAGGAGAUCGAGAAGGACCUCAUGCUGAUCGGGGCGACAGCAGUGGAGGAUAAGUUGCAGGACGGCGUACCUCAGACCAUCGAGCAGCUCUCCAAGGCUGAUAUAAAGAUCUGGGUGUUAACAGGAGACAAACAGGAGACGGCGGAAAACAUCGGAUAUUCGUGUAACAUGUUACGUGAGGAAAUGACCGAGGUGUUCGUCAUAGCGGCUAAUACGCCAGAGGAAGUGAGAAAGGAACUGAUAAACGCGAGGAAAAAGAUGUCGCCGAGUUCAGCGGACGAGCCGCCGUACCAGCAGAGCAAGUUCCUGAGUAAGAAGUCUCCGGUGGUUCUGGAUGAGAAGGUAGACGGAGAGUACGGCUUGGUGAUAAACGGGCACAGCCUGGCGUACGGUCUGCAGAAGGACCUGCAGGUGGAGCUGUUGCGGACGGCCUGCAUGUGUCAGGCGGUCAUCUGCUGCAGGGUCACUCCGCUGCAGAAAGCUCAGGUGGUGGAGCUGGUCAAAAAACACAAGAACGCCAUCACGCUGGCCAUCGGGGACGGAGCCAAUGACGUCAGCAUGAUUAAAGCGGCUCACAUCGGCGUCGGGAUCAGCGGGCAGGAGGGCAUGCAGGCCGUCCUCUCCAGCGAUUUCUCCUUCGCUCAGUUUCGGUAUCUGCAGCGCCUCCUGCUGGUGCACGGCCGCUGGUCCUACCUGCGCAUGUGCAAGUUUCUGCGCUAUUUCUUUUACAAAAACUUCAGCUUCACCUUUGUGCACUUCUGGUACGCCUUCUUCUGCGGCUUCUCUGCUCAGACGGUGUAUGACGAGUGGUUUAUUACGCUCUAUAACCUGGUGUACACCGCACUACCGGUCAUCGGCCUCAGUCUCUUCGAUCAGGACGUGAACGACCGCUGGAGCGUCCAGUAUCCUCAGCUCUACGCGCCCGGGCAGCAGAAUCGGUACUUCAGCAAGACGGCGUUCUUUAAGAUUCUACUGCACAGCUGCUACAGCUCGCUCGUCCUCUUCUUCCUGCCGUACCUCGCCAUGCACGACACGGUGCGCGACGACGGCAAGGACAUCGCCGACUACCAGUCCUUCGCCCUGCUCGCUCAGACCUGCUUACUGUUCGCCGUCAACGUUCAGCUGGGUCUGGACACGGCGUACUGGACGGCGGUGAAUCAGUUCUUCCUGUGGGGGAGUCUGGCGGCGUAUUUCGCCGUUACCUUCACCAUGUACAGUAACGGCAUGUUCCUCAUCUUCACCUCCUCCUUCCCCUUCAUCGGCACUGCAAGAAACUCCCUGAAUCAGCCUAACGUUUGGCUCACCAUUUUCCUCACCACCAUCCUCUGUGGGUUGCCAGUUCUCGCCCUCCGGUUCCUGCUCAUGCAGCUCCGCCCCACCGUCAACGACAAGGUGCGCUAUAAAGUCCGACAGGCCAAAGCCGUCCUCCCGCCACCUCCUCGCCGGUUCCCACGGCGACGCAUGAGCACCCGUCGAUCUGGUUAUGCCUUUUCUCACGCUCGCGGUUACGGUGACCUCGUUACCUCGGGAGGUUUCUUACGCCGCCCUGUUAAGAGCCGCCCGGUGCUGUUUCCUUUGGCGGAGUCACCCGUAGCUGAGAGUUCGCCACAGAUCUACCGCAACAUCAGCGACGGCCCACGGUCCUCCUAACACACCUACUGCAUCAUCACCGAGGGCCCACGGUCCUCCUAACACACCUACUGCGUCAUCACCGAGGGCCCACGGUCCUCCUAACACACCUACUGCAUCAUCACCGAGGGCCCACGGUCCUCCUAACACACCUACUGCGUCAUCACCGAGGGCCCACGGUCCUCCUAACACACCUACUGCGUCAUCACCGAGGGCCCACGGUCCUCCUAACACACCUACUGCAUCAUCACCAAGGGCCCACGGUCCUCCUAACACACCUACUGCAUCAUCACCGAGGACCCACGGUCCUCCUAACACACCUACUGCAUCAUCACCGAGGGCCCACGGUCCUCCUAACACACAUCAGACUGUAGUAACAAACGGCGCACCCCUAGGGAACUCACAGAGACACGGGGAGAACAUGCAAACUCCACACAGAAAGGACCCAGACCACUCCACCUGGGAAUAGAAGCCAGGACCUUCUCGCUGUGAGGCGGCAGUGCUACCCACCGAGCCACCGAUGCUGUCUGAAAUCAAAUGAAAGUGAAAGUCACUGCAUGAUAUGAUGUACAUUAUAAAUAAUAGUAUAAAUAAUUGCAGUUGAUAAAAUGCUUUUACUGAUGCGCCUGUAAAAAGCUUUAAAACGUGAGCGAGUGUUUCAAGGCCGUGAAUUUAAUUCUGAGUGUUCAAUGUGUUUAAUCAAACAGAAUUGUGUGAGUAGAAAGCUACAGAAAGCUACAGAAUGAAUUUUUUUGAUCUAUGUAUGAAAAGUAAUAUGAAUUCAUGCAUCAAUUUUUUUUAAUAGUGAAUUAAUAAACAGUUUUAAGUUA
Trichomycterus rosablanca is the source of this 4493-nucleotide messenger RNA. It is a transcript of the gene atp8b5b, whose product is annotated as ATPase phospholipid transporting 8B5b. The record is from RefSeq and is a predicted model, not a curated record. Gene Ontology annotation, molecular function: ATP binding; magnesium ion binding; ATP hydrolysis activity. Lineage: Eukaryota; Metazoa; Chordata; Actinopteri; Siluriformes; Trichomycteridae. Bases 115 to 3684 code for a protein of 1189 amino acids. Gene Ontology annotation, biological process: Golgi organization; phospholipid translocation. Gene Ontology annotation, cellular component: plasma membrane; trans-Golgi network. The transcript has 28 exons.